Messenger RNA from Ziziphus jujuba (common jujube), 2218 nucleotides. RefSeq names its product type I inositol polyphosphate 5-phosphatase 5. The record is from RefSeq and is a predicted model, not a curated record. Gene Ontology annotation, biological process: phosphatidylinositol dephosphorylation. The transcript is spliced from 10 exons. Bases 266 to 2026 code for a protein of 586 amino acids. Gene Ontology annotation, molecular function: phosphatidylinositol-4,5-bisphosphate 5-phosphatase activity; inositol-polyphosphate 5-phosphatase activity; phosphatidylinositol-3,4,5-trisphosphate 5-phosphatase activity. Lineage: Eukaryota; Viridiplantae; Streptophyta; Magnoliopsida; Rosales; Rhamnaceae.
AAACAUAAACUCACACACAAUUUUUUUUUUUUCUAAAAAAAAAAGACACAUCAACAACAUUAUCCCAGAACAAAAUUAAUGAAAGAAUACUAAUACAUGAACAAAUAAAACCCAGAAAAUUUCUACCAAGAAUUGGGAAAAAAAAAAAAAAAGACCCAAAAAUUAAUUUUUUUACAUAAAUUGUGUCCCAAAAGAAAAAAAUAUAGAUGCAAAAAAAGAAAAAAUGUUGAAGAAAACCGAAUUCUGAUAAAAAGUUAUUGUAUGAAUGUCUUCCCCAAUUAGGAGUUCAAAACCGGAUGCCAAAGCCGAAAUGGCCAAAGCCGAUCAAGCAGCCUCCGGCUCCGGCGCCGCCACCACUAGUAGUUCUUGCGCCUCUUCCCCCGACAGCUCCGUUAAGAGUGAAAAGAAAAAGAGGUUUAUAAUUCCUAGGCUUUUUCAAUCUAAGAGAAAUGGUAGAGGAAGCUCAGAGGAUGAUUUACUUAAAUCAGAUGGAGAAGCAUUAGAGAAAAAGAUUGAAGAAAGGAGAAAGGCAUUGAUGGAUGAUGUUCCUUAUAUAAGGAAAAGCUUCUCAGAAAGGGAGAGUAGUUCGGGUAUUGAAAGCCUAAACCUAUCCAACUUUGAACAGUCUAUGGCGCCUGCAACCGAAAUCAAAGAAUUCCGAAUGUUCGUCGGAACAUGGAAUGUGGGAGGAAAGACACCGAACAUUGACCUCAACCUUGAAGAUUUCUUGCAGGCAGAGGGCUCUUCAGAUAUAUAUAUUUUAGGGUUCCAGGAAAUCGUUCCAUUAAGCGCUGGAAACGUUCUUGUGAUUGAAGACAAUGAACCGGCAGUCAAAUGGCUUGGUCUAAUACACCAAGCACUUAACAAACCACAUGCCGAUUCCAUAUUUCCAGAUUUAGAAAAUGCUUCAAAAACAUCGAACAACUUUUCCAAGGACUUGAAAUCACCGGGAAGUACUCUCCCUUUCUUCCAGAAGCCAUCACUGAAAGUUCUAAGCAGGAGUUUGAGAGCGGAUACUACACUUCUCAAGUCUUGCAACUGCCAUGUGGAACUGCUAUCCCACGACAAGAGAAGGCUGAGGAAGCUCAUUGAUCCUGGAAGUAAAUUGGAUUUGGAUUCGGAUGAUCAGUACGAACAAGCUCCAAAGUAUGGAAGUGUAGAUGCAUUCCUUAGGGUUGCGGAUAUACCUUCUUCACGUCCUUCAACCAGCCAGAUGAAUUACCGACUCAUAGCGAGCAAGCAGAUGGUGGGCAUUUUCAUGUCGGUUUGGACUCGAAAAGAGUUGGUUCCUCACAUUGCUCAUCUUAGAAUCUCUUCAGUUGGAAGAGGAAUAAUGGGUUGCCUCGGAAACAAGGGAUGCAUAUCCAUAAGCAUGUCAUUGCACCAAACAAGCUUUUGCUUCGUUUGUAGUCACUUGGCUUCUGGAGAGAAAGAGGGUGAUGAGCUUAAGAGAAACGCAGAUGUAGCCGAGAUACUAAAAAGCACACAAUUCCAAAAGAUUUGCAAAACACCAUGUCGUGCCCCUGAAAGAAUAGUUGAUCACGACCGUGUAAUUUGGCUUGGAGAUUUGAAUUAUCGAGUGUCUUUGAGCUAUGAGGAAACAAGGGGUUUUUUGGAGGAGAACGACUGGGAUACUCUCUUAGAGAAAGAUCAGUUGAAUAUGGAGCGAGAAGCAGGGAGAGUAUUCAAAGGGUUUAAUGAGGGAAGGAUUUUUUUUGCACCGACCUACAAAUACACUCAUAACUCCGACUCUUAUGCUGGCGAAACCGUCAAAUCCAAGAAGAAACGCCGAACCCCUGCAUGGUGUGAUAGGAUCUUAUGGCGCGGAAAUGGAAUUGAACAAUUAUCAUAUAUUCGUGGGGAAUCAAGAUUCUCCGAUCACAGACCAGUUUGUGGAAUAUUUUCAGUGGAUGUAGAAGUAAGGAGCAAAAACAACAGGUUUAGAAAAGGCUUUUCGUGUGCUGCUCCAAGAGUAUUGGAAUACGAUGACUGCAUACCCCAGAGACAUAGUUUAUAUGAGUUUUAAUCCAUCAAAAAACCUCAAGGAAUUGUAUAUUAUGUUAGGGACUUGAGGAAGACUUUUGCCCUACCUUUUUUUUUUUUUUUUUUUUUUAAUUCCUCCAAUUUUUGGUUAAUCUCUGUAAUGUUUUAUGUUUCUUUUCUGUAGAAGCAAAACAAGAAAUAUAUAUAAAUUAAUCACAACUGAUUUUUGGAGAGU